Messenger RNA from Musa acuminata subsp. malaccensis (wild Malaysian banana), 2041 nucleotides. RefSeq names its product patellin-3. NCBI's taxonomy places the organism in Eukaryota, Viridiplantae, Streptophyta, Magnoliopsida, Zingiberales, Musaceae. Gene Ontology annotation, molecular function: lipid binding. The record is from RefSeq and is a predicted model, not a curated record.
UACUCCAUCUACUCUCAUAAUAUUACUACUACUACUACUGUCAGCCUUCUCCAUCUCGUUCUUCCUGUGCUCGAUGGCCGAAGAAACCGAGACCAAGGCCCCCGAAGGCCCCCCGGCGGCCGAGGUCGUCGUCGCCGAGGCUGAGGAGAAGAAACCUGAGGCCGAGGAGGCGGUCCCGCCUGCUGACGAGGCCGCCGCCACUGUCCCCGAGUCGACCUUUCUCGAGGAGGAGAGCAACGUCGUGGCUGAACCCGUCGACCCCCAGAAGAAGGCCCUCGACGAGCUGAAGCAGCUCGUGCAGGCUGCCCUCUCCAACAACGAGUUCAACCCUCCUCCGCCUCCUCCCGCCCCGGCGAAGGAGGAGCCGCCGGUCAAGGAGGAGGAGGAGGAAGCCAAGCCCGCAGAAGCUCCGGCCCCUGCUUCCGUGGAGGAGUCGAAGCCGCCGUCCGAGCCCGUUUCGGCUCAGGAAGCCAAGCCCGCUGAAGCUCCUGCCCCGGCUUCCGUGGAGGUGUCGAAGCCGCCGUCCGAGCCCGUUCCGGCUCCUGCUGAGAGGUCUCUGGAGCCGGAGGUGGUGGAGGAGCACGCUUCACCGGUAAAGAAAGAACCUUUGCCUCCCCCUUCGCAGCCAGCGGAGGAGAAGGCAGCCACGGCUGAUGACGCAACCGCCAAGACGGUGAAAGCCAUCAAGGAAGCCGUUGGGUCCGCUGCCGCGGAGGACGUCUCUCCUGCGGCGAAGGAGGCGCCUGCCGAGGUCCCUGCUCCUGCUUCGACGGCGCCGCCAGAGGAGGUGUUCAUCUGGAGGGUCCCGCUCGUGGGCGACGAGAAGAGCGACGCCGUCCUCCUCAAGUUCCUCCGCGCCCGCGACUUCAAGGUGAAGGACGCCCUGGCCAUGCUCAAGGACGCCGUCAUCUGGAGGAAGCAAAUCGGCAUCGAGGCGCUCCUCGAGGAGGACCUCGGACUGCCGGAGCUGGACAAGGUCGUGUACAUGCACGGCAACGACAAGGAAGGCCACCCCGUGUGCUACAAUGUCUACGGCGAGUUCCAGAACAAGGAGCUCUACGAGAAGGCCUUCGGCGACGCGGACAAGCGGCGCAAGUUUCUCAAGUGGAGGAUCCAGUACCUGGAGAAGGGGAUCAGGGAGCACCUGGACUUCACUCCUGGUGGCAUCUCCUCCAUGGUUCAGGUGACUGAUCUCAGGAACUCACCACGGCUCGGGAAGCAUCGGCAGGUCACGAAGCAAGCUGUCACUCUGCUCCAGGACAACUAUCCCGAGUUCAUCUCCAAGAAGGUGUUCAUCAAUGUUCCAUGGUGGUACUUGGCUGUCAACAGGAUGAUGAGCCCAUUCUUUACACAAAGAACCAAGAGCAAGUUUGUCUUCGCCGGACCUUCCAAAUCGGCAGAGACCCUGUUCAAAUACAUAGCACCUGAGCAGGUCCCAGUUGCAUUUGGAGGUCUUAGCAAGGAGAAAGACCCAGAUUUCAGCACUGCCGAUGUUGUUACAGAUGUCAGCAUUAAACCCUCAUCCAAGCAAACCAUAGAAAUACCUGCUACUGAGACAUGCCUUAUUGUGUGGGAACUCCGAGUUCUGGGAUGUGAGGUGAGCUAUGGUGCUGAGUUCACUCCAAGUGCAGAGGACGGAUACACGGUGAUCGUGCAGAAGAACAGGAAGUUGGCCGCCGAUGAUGAGCCUGUGAUCAAAGGAUCUUUCAAGAAUGGAGAGCCCGGUAAGGUGGUCCUAAACGUCGAAAACCUGACAUCCAAGAAGAAGCUUCUCCUUUACAGAUACAAGGUGAAGAGCUCCACUGGAUCCACAUAAAGAUCUGCCUUCUGCCUGCUUCUCUACUGAUGUAGGUAGAAGAAAUAAAAUGAACAUGUCAUGGAGGGCUGGCUUUCUGUAAAAUGCUGCUGUUUUGGUUGAUUGAUUUGUAUGUUCUGGUCUUGUUUAUCCAUGUAAGUUGGCAUUAUUGGUUUUGGAGAAAGUUUAUGAGUAUGAGACACACUGGUUCUUGAGUUCAACAUGUAAAAUGCUUUGCACACUGUC